CUUUGCCUCAGACUGGUUGGAAUGUAAAGGCAAUGCUGCCCCCAAGCGGCUACAUGCUGCAUAACACCAAUGUGAACUCGAGAGCAUCGUUUUAAAAACGCAGCAUUCACUUAACCGGGCGUGUUAUAGUUUCUGUUACGGGCCUCAGUCUGGAAAAAAGAAAAAGAAAAAAAAGAACCUAAUGAUGCAUGUAUUUCAGCCUGAUAAUUAUUUAAUACGUACAAGCAGACUCAUGAAUGAAUAAAUAAAUGUAUUUAACACAGAAUUAACACGCUGAGACUACAGAAGGCUUAGGGAGUGCUGUUCUCCUCUCAGGAUGUCAUGAAGAUCAUUAACGCCGGUUUCCGUUUCGGAUAAACUACGUGCAAAACACUGCUCCAGGUGAGGCUCGAACUCACAACCUCGGCAUUGCUCUGCUUCGUACUGUCUUAUAAGUACCGCGCGCUAACCGAUUGCGCCACUGGAGCUCGGAUACAGCUGCUCAGGAACACAGCUUACAAACGUAGAAACACCGCGUAUGCGCGAUACUUACAGUGCGAUGUACAGUAUAUAAGGCUUCAUUAACUGAUUCAGAGUUUUGGGGUUAAAUAAAAAAAACCCGAGUAUGAUGGUUGCUGUUAGCCUGCUAGUGUCAUCUGCUAGCAAACGUAAAAUAACUGACCAGCAUGUUCUCCCUGCUCGCUGCUGUUUACACACUGUUUACCUGAAGCCUAGGAGUCCAGCUGUGUUUCAGGGCGUCAUGAAGAGGAAAUGUUCCUCUCAGUUAGAUCUGGUGAAGUUUGAAUUCCUACAAGAGAUCCUGUGAAGUCUGGAUUCGUACAAGAGAUCUGGUGAAGUCUGGAUUCCUACAAGAGAUCUGGUGAAGUCUGGAUUCCUACAAGAGAUCUGGUGAAGUCUGGAUUCCUACAAGAGAUCUGGUGAAGUCUGGAUUCCUACAAGAGAUCUGGUGAAGUCUGGAUUCCUACAAGAGAUCAGUUAUCCUACUGCUGAACUCCCUGUCGGUCAGGAACCAGACCCAGCUUUGUUGCUUCGUGGGUGGUGACGAGUCUGAAUGCUGUACAACAUGACCAACAACAGCACUUGCGUGGAAGCUCAGAGCCUUGUUGCUUCUGCGUUAACCCCCAUGUUGAUCUUGGACUUCAUUUUGGGCUUGCCAGGAAGCAUCCUAGCAUUAUGGCUCCUUGGCUUUAAGGCUACCUGGAAGCCAGGCAAUAUUUACCUCCUCAACCUGGCACUGGCUGAUGUCCUGCUGCUCAUUGCACUUCCCUUUCACAUUCACAGCGUGCUCCGUGGGGGCUGGAUUUUUGGGGAUCCCUUUUGCCGCAUCAACUUCUUCAUGCUGUCAGUCAACCAGUCAGCAAGCAUUGCUUUCAUGACUGUUUUGGUAGUGGAUCGCUUCUACAGGAUAGUUCACCCACACCAUCCUGUUUGUUACCUGAGCGUUCAGAGCACAGUUAUGGUGGUCUGCGGAGUCUGGGUAGUUGUGGUGACCCUUCGCCUUCCUCUGCUCGUGACUCGACUACUGAGAUCAUCUGGAAACUCAUCUGCGUUACUUUGCCAAAAUAUUGACAUAUGGACAGACACUGGAGUAGGCAUGAGGGUUCAUAAUUCACUUCAUAUGAUAGAGUUUGCUGUAGCUUUCCUGAUAGUAGUCAUUUCUUUUGUGCGCAUCUGUUACCACAUACAUGGUAACAAGAAGCUCAGAGAGCAUCGAAGAGUCAAACGGACCAUCUGCUUCCUUCUGACUGUUGUGAUCAUGUUCACCUUUUGCUUCCUGCCCAGUUACAUCAUAGGCUUUGUGGCUUUCUUCCUCGGAGAUGUCUCCUCAUGCUCCUCCUAUAUAGUUGUGGGUCAGGUGUUUAGCGUUUCUUUAUGCCUUGUGUUUUUAAACAGUGCUCUGGACCCAAUUCUGUACACUUUAUCAUGCGCGCACUACCGAGACACUCUUAAAGAAACAUGUAACUCUACAGGGCUCACCAAGUUUCGACUAAGUGUUAAAGAAACCAGAUCUCCUCGACGAUUUUGAGAAAUAGACUGAUAACACGGAACAUUCCUACCCACAGCCAUAAGAUUUUAUAGCACUUUACCAACAGGAUAGUACCAGUCUCUUACACUGGUAACCAAGGUGACACAUGCAGCAAGCUGCAAAUGCUCCACAGUGUUUUCCAGUUUACAUCGGGUAUGACUGACCCAAGUCAUGCUUUUCCACUCUGUAUGAAUAUAGUUUGUUAGCCCAGUAAAGUAGCGCUUUCACAAAGUUAUGACCAUAACAUACAGCAAAGGCUGCUGGAGAAGUUGUUAUAAAAUCUGUGUCAUAGACAAAAGCUAGACUACAAGAUACAGCAUGAAAGCUGUAUUUGUAAAAGGGUACUACCUACAGACAGUUAGUGGCAAAAUCACUGUUCUGGCAUAGCAUUUGUUAUCUUUUGCAGAGAGCAAAACCAAGACACAGCACUACCUUGGGCACUACGCACUGCUUGGAUUUAACACUCCCCUGCACUCCAGGUUCAAUCAAAUUUUACUUUUAAGCUUUUUGCCACUGACCUUUUAGUGCAACCAGUGAGAUACACCUUUGCAUAUUUCAGGGCAAGAAGUGAUUCACUUUGCAUGUUGGUUAAAUUACAGCUGGUGUCACCAGCGCAUGAAAGGUGCACAGUUACCACAUCUGGUGUAACAUAUGCUUUACUGUCUAAUUUACUGUUGUUUUAUUUUAUUCUUUAUUUAUUUAUUUUGCUAUUAUUUGGUAAACACACUAACAAGACGCUCACCUGAAAUUAUUCAUGUGCCUUUCUCCUUUUGUAUUUUUUUUUAAAUUUGGUCUUAUAAAUUGAAUAUAAGCUGAAUUUAUGUUUUGUGUGAGCACUGUUUUCUGCUUUUGCUUCUGUAACACUGUAAUUUCCCUCAUGAUCAGUAGUUUCUAUCUAUAAAUUUAUUACCACAACUGGAUGCCUGUAUUGUUAACAGUAACAUAUAUUUGUACUCUAAAUGUUAAGGAUUCACAUUCUCAUAUUUGUACUGCUUCCAAGCUUAAACAAAUAAUGGACUUGAUGCUUUCAGUUUGCCAGUGUGUGUGUGUGUAAUAUAUAUA
This is a messenger RNA of Pangasianodon hypophthalmus (striped catfish), 3088 nucleotides long. RefSeq names its product hydroxycarboxylic acid receptor 1-4 (gene hcar1-4). Gene Ontology annotation, biological process: G protein-coupled receptor signaling pathway. The transcript is spliced from 3 exons. Gene Ontology annotation, molecular function: G protein-coupled receptor activity. The coding region runs from base 1052 to 2026 and encodes 324 amino acids. The record is from RefSeq and is a predicted model, not a curated record. NCBI's taxonomy places the organism in Eukaryota, Metazoa, Chordata, Actinopteri, Siluriformes, Pangasiidae. Gene Ontology annotation, cellular component: membrane.